Molecule: messenger RNA, 894 nt
Organism: Mya arenaria
Lineage: Eukaryota; Metazoa; Mollusca; Bivalvia; Myida; Myidae
Product: luc7-like protein 3
Exons: 2
Coding region: 1-894 (297 amino acids)
Source: RefSeq, a predicted model, not a curated record
AUGAAACGUAAAACGAGCCGGAAAUACGAGUCACAAACGCUAGAUAAAUAUGAGACGAGCCGGAAAUACGAGUCACAAACGCUUGAUAAAUGUGAAACGAGCCGCAAAUACGAGUCACAAACGCUAGUUAAACGUGAAACGAGCCCGAAAUACGAGUCACAAACGCUAGAUAAACGUGAAAUGAGCCGGAAAUACGAGUCACAAACGCUAGCUAAACGUGAAACGAGCCGCAUAUACGAGUCACAAACGCUAGCUAAACGUGAAACGAGCCGGAAAUACGAGUCACAAACGCUAGAUAAACAUAAAUGUGAAACGAGCCGGAAAUACGAGUCACAAACGCUAGAUAAAUGUGAAACGAGCCGGAAAUACGAGUCACAAACGCUAGAUAAACGUGAGACGAGCCGGAAAUACGAGUCACAAACGCUUGAUAAACGUGAAACGAGCCGGAAAUACGAGUCACAAACGCUAGAUAAACGUGAAACGAGCCGGAAAUACGAGUCACAAACGCUAGCUAAACAUAAGACGAGCCGGAAAUACGAGUCACAAACGCUUGAUAAACGUAAAACGAGCCGGAAAUACGAGUCACAAACGCUUGAUAAACGUAAAACGAGCCGGAAAUACGAGUCACAAACGCUUGAUAAACGUGCAACGAGCCGGAAAUACGAGUCACAAACGCUUGAUAAACGUAAGACGAGCCGGAAAUACGAAUCACAAACGCUAGUUAAACGUGAAACAAGCCGGAAAUGGGAGUCACAAACGCUAGAUAAACGUAAGACGAGCCGGAAAUACGAGUCACAAACGCUAGAUAAACGUGAAACGAGCCGGAAAUACGAGUCACAAACGCUAGAUAAACGUGAAAUGAGCCUAACAUACGAGUCACAAAACGAUAGUUAA